Molecule: messenger RNA, 1567 nt
Organism: Nicotiana attenuata
Lineage: Eukaryota; Viridiplantae; Streptophyta; Magnoliopsida; Solanales; Solanaceae
Product: myb family transcription factor PHL7-like
Exons: 9
Coding region: 516-1415 (299 amino acids)
Molecular function (GO): DNA binding; DNA-binding transcription factor activity
Source: RefSeq, a predicted model, not a curated record
AUAAUUCACUUUCACGACUCUCGUUCUCUUCCUUUUUGCCCAUAUAUGUUAUAAUUAUAUUUUUCCUCUUAAAUAAAUAUUCCAGAAAUUUAAAAAAAUAAAAUCACUUCGCACUCAAAAAGAGAGAAAGAGAGAACCAAAUUCGAAGAUCUCAUCAAAAAGGAAAACAAAGAGAGAUCUUUUACAGCUCUUGCUACGCAGGACAAAUUAAAAGUGUACGUAAAUGUUAUCCAUGCAUUACUAUUCAUAUGGUAAUGGUUUUGCUCGUGUGAGCUAUCAACUUUUCUGAAGCAUAGUGGUUAACCUGGUAGUUCUACUAGAUUGUACAUUCUUACAGAGAAUAGACUGAUUAGAUACCCGCUCUAACAUCCAUUCAGUGUUGAUGAAUGUUCACUGGAGAAUUAGUUGAUGAAAGAAUUAUUGUGUGCAUAUCUGGCUAAAGGCGUCCCAGUUCAAGCUUAGUUCAUAAAAGUGUUACAGUGCGUACAGUAAGAUAUUAGGCUGGUGGCAACACAAUGGAGCCGAUAAAUCCUAGUCUUGCUGGAAAGCAACGAUUACGUUGGACCCAUGAGCUUCAUGAACGUUUCGUUGAUGCCGUCGCACAACUUGGUGGCCCGGACCGUGCUACCCCUAAAGGUGUUCUUCGAGUCAUGGGUGUGCAAGGGCUAACUAUUUACCAUGUAAAAAGCCAUUUACAGAAAUAUCGACUUGCUAAAUACCUUCCAGAUUCCUCAUCGGAUGGGAAAACCUCUGACAAGAAGGAAUCAGGGGAUAUGCUUUCCAGUUUGGAUGGUUCAUCCGCCGGUGUGCAGAUAAAUGACACAUGGAUUUUAAAGGUUACUUGUCACCGCCUGCUCCUACUUAGUUUUCUACUUUUACAGGUUCAAAGACAGCUACAACUUAGAAUUGAAGCACAAGGAAAGUACUUGAAGAAGAUAAUCGAAGAACAACAGCGGCUCAGUGGAGUUCUCUCAGAAGUUCCUGUUUCUGGGGUCACUCCUUCACCAGCAGGUGAAAAUGGUCCAGAAUCCGAUAACCGAACUGAUCCAGGGACUCCUGCACCAACAUCCGAAUCUCCUCUCAUUGAUAAGCCUAUACAAGAACAUGCUCCUACCAAGAGCGUUUCUAUCGAUCAAUCAUUCUCCUCGCAAAAUGAGCCUCUUACUCCAGAUUCUGGUUGCUACGAGACUUCACCAAUAAAUAGCCCUAAAGGUGAAAGCUCAUCAAAGAAACAAAGGGUAGGCGCAUUUACUAAAGCAGAUACGCUACUUCCCCACCAGAUAUUGGAAUCAAGCUUGAGCUCGCAAUACCAGCAACCAAAUCCAGUAGACUUCUUAGCGAGCGACCAGUUCAAUCUUUCAUCAGGAUUGACUCUUGGCAAUGAAGGUUCAAAAAUUUCUGGAAGUAACAUGUAAGUUACUCCAUAUUUGCAUGAUGGUUGUGCAAUAGGACUUCAAUUGAACUACUAUGUGUAGUCUGAAAAUAUCUUCUCAUUCAGUCACAGAUGCUACUUUGUUUACUGAAUUUACUAGGUUAAAUAUACCUUUUAUUCUCAAGAAUUACUUUA